UAACUCCUUCCACGUUCUUCAUUGCCCUCCCAUCCCUCUCUCUACCUGAUCAUUGCCAUUUCGUCUUCUCCCAUCUCUUCAAAAACUAAAACAAAAAUAAGCUAGAAAACAUUCAACUUAUCCAUCCUUAGAAAUGUGUUCUUCUAAGUCUAAACUGCAAGGAAGUAGCAUUGAUCAAAUUGCUCCAACUGUAUCUCAUAUCAAUGGCCGCCCAGUCCUUCAGCCAACUUGUAAUCGAGUGCCAGUCUUAGAAAGGCGCAAUUCUUUGAAGAAGACCUCCACAAAAUCUUCUUCUGCACCACCUCAACCUUUGUCAUCAUCGACUAGGACUACAAAUUCUACUAAGGUUAAGCCAUCAGUGACCACCCCACCUAUCUCUCCGAAGCUAAAAUCACCCCGACAGCCUGCUGUUAAGCGAAGUAACGAUCCAAACGGAUUGAACUCUAGUGUUGAGAAGAUCUUGUUGACACCAAGAUGCACCACCAAAACUAUAAUUCCGGUGAAGAAAUCGAAAAAAUGCAGCGGAGGUGGAGUUGCACCUUCUAUGGACCCUUCUUCAUUGCAGUACUCUUCCUCUUUGAUAGUCGAGGCACCGGGAAGUAUAGCAGAAGCUAGGAGGGAACAGGUUGCAAUUAUGCAGGUGCAAAGAAAAAUGAGGAUUGCUCAUUAUGGAAGAACUAAAUUUAGCAAAAAUGAAGGGAAGGUUGUUCCUCUUGACUCUUCAGCAAUUACAACUGCUCCAGAGGAAAAGAGAUGCAGUUUUAUCACACCUAAUUCAGACCCCCUCUAUGUUACUUAUCAUGAUGAAGAAUGGGGAGUUCCUGUCCAUGAUGAUAAGCUGCUGUUUGAAUUGCUGGUGUUGACUGGCGCUCAAGUUGGCUCAGAUUGGACUUCUGUCUUAAAGAAACGGCAAGAAUUCAGGGACGCUUUCUCAGAAUUUGAAGCAGAAAUCGUCUCAAAAUUUUCUGAAAAGAAAAUAACAUCUAUAAGUGCUGAUUACGGCAUUGAUCUAAGCCAGGUCCGAGGAGUUGUGGACAAUUCUAAUCGAAUUCUUGAGGUCAAGAGGAAAUUCGGAUCAUUUGACAAGUAUCUGUGGGGAUUUGUGAAUCACAAGCCCAUCGGAACCCAGUACAAAUCAUGCCAUAAAAUCCCUGUGAAGACCUCAAAAUCAGAGGCCAUAAGCAGAGAUAUGGUGAGAAGGGGCUUCCGGUUUGUCGGACCGACAGUCAUAUACUCCUUUAUGCAAGUUGCCGGCCUCACCAACGACCACCUGAUCACCUGCCCACGACACCUUCUGUGCGUUGGGUUGGCGUCUCAGUUGCCGGCCGAGGCACAUGCUCUAUAAUCACAUGACACAGGAAUUAAUUACCCAUAUAGUAUGACCCAGAGUCCAUAAAAACUCUGGUUUUCUAACUAUACAUAGUACCCUUUUGGAUUACUUUAGUUGUGUGAGGUGUCAGAAAGUUGUAUCGUUUGUUGUGGUAAGAUUCUAAUUAGUCGUUGCGACUAGCUGAGAUUGGAUUAGGAUUAUGAGAUAAUUGUUGAGAGAGGAAUAAAAGGAAGUUGUAUUGUUGGGGGUGGGGGGACAGAGAGCAUGUGCAAGGUGGGCAGACAAUGGAAAUGACUGAGGGAUGGCAUGUGCUUGGUGCAUAUGUCUUUCAUUUGUAGUGACCACCACAAGCACAACCCCUCCAUUAUUUGCUUGCUUUUGACAGCCUGUGAAGAAUCAUUAGAACAUGAGGGGCUUUUGGGGCAGCCCUCCCAGCUCCUCUUUAGCCUUGAAUUGGAACUAUUAUUAUAUCUACUUCAGAGGCAUGUAAGUUUUAUUGUUCUGAAGUUAUAUGGUGCCACGUGGACGAGAAAAAUACUCCGUCAUUUUAUGGCUGCCCACCAUUCUAAAUUCUGACCUUUAAUUAAGGAGGGGAACCAUUUAGUGUUGUGCAAAUUUGUAUCAUAUAUAUGAUUUAGUGUGAAGUUUUUGGGUGAUUUUUUAACUUCCAGAUUCUUUUUUUUUUCUGAGACUUUGGAUUUGUAUUAUUGAUUUAUCUGCCUGUCCUGUCCUGUUUGCUUACUUUGAUUCAUACUUUUCAUCUUUAAAUGUUAGUUGCAUAAGUUAAG
This is a messenger RNA of Ilex paraguariensis (yerba mate), 2118 nucleotides long. The record is from the annotation of a GenBank genome assembly. Lineage: Eukaryota; Viridiplantae; Streptophyta; Magnoliopsida; Aquifoliales; Aquifoliaceae.